Molecule: messenger RNA, 3976 nt
Organism: Balaenoptera ricei (Rice's whale)
Lineage: Eukaryota; Metazoa; Chordata; Mammalia; Artiodactyla; Balaenopteridae
Gene: CHST10
Product: carbohydrate sulfotransferase 10
Exons: 8
Coding region: 846-2099 (417 amino acids)
Biological process (GO): proteoglycan biosynthetic process; carbohydrate biosynthetic process
Cellular component (GO): membrane
Molecular function (GO): sulfotransferase activity
Source: RefSeq, a predicted model, not a curated record
CUAGGGGCGCGUGGGGCGGCGGCGGCCUCGCCCCCCGAGAGGGCGUCGCGCGCUCGCUUUCCUUCUUCCGGCGCCGCCGCCGCCGCCGCCGCCACAUCCCGGGCCGGGCGGGCGGCGGCGCCGAGGCCUCCGGGCGGGCGGGCCUCCAGCGCUCCCCGGACGCCGGGACCCCGCGCGCCUCGCCCCCAGGCCCGCGAGGCCCGAGCCGAGCUUCGCCCCUGGGGCCGCGGAAGGGCCGGAGGACCGCGACAGGCUCCGGCUCCUCGGAGGAGACAGGAGGAGCCAGGAACCUCCAAGGCAAAGCAGAUACUGCAAGGAAAUGUGGACCAGGCCUGAGAAGAAUCGAGUGCGACUUCCGGUUCUUCCGUGUCCCCUGCAGCAGAGUGUAACCGUGUGACCCGCUGAGGACCCAGGUGCCCCACGUCACUCCCGGACAGCGACAGCCUGAGAAACGCCCACCCCCGAGGUUCCGCGCAGGCUCUGGCCGGCAAGUGGGCGGAGCCGGGACGCUCCGGGGUUCGUUUCUCGGGUUUCACAGAUUCUCUACAGCUCAGUGGGUGUGGCCGCAGCUUGUCAGCGAGUCAGGAUUUUAAACCCAGCCUGCUUGGAAUCGCCUCAGGAUGGCGUCUGCCCUCUGAGGAUUACCCAAAGGUCCGGCCCGCGGCAGGCCCCCUCCUGCCCCGGCUUCCAGGCCCUGGCAGGUGCCAGAUGCCAGGGACACAGUAGCCUGGGCCAGAAAGAGUCAACAGGCACCUCUGCAGAAGUGAAGUCUUAUCACGUGUUCCAAGACCAAAUAGAAAUGGCUCCUUUCCGGAAGAAUCACUGAAUGGCUGACAUUUGACAACAUGCACCACCAGUGGCUUCUGUUGGCCACAUGCUUUUGGGUGAUUUUCAUGUUCAUGGUGGCCAGCAAGUUCAUCACGCUGACCUUUAAGGACCCUGAUGCCUACAGCGCCAAGCAGGAGUUUCUGUUCCUGACCACUGCGCCCGACGCGGGGAGGUCGCUGAGAGAGACGCACUUCCCUGAGGAGCUGAAGCUGACCGGGAAGGUGCUGCCGGGAGGGCGGCUCGUUCACCCCUUGGUCUAUACGCAGCGGCUGGAGCUCGUCAGAAACGUGUGCAGGGAGGACACCCUGAGGAACCUCUCACACACCGCCGUCUCCAGGUUUGUCCUCGACCGGAUAUUCGUCUGUGACAAGCACAAGAUCCUCUUCUGCCAGACCCCCAAAGUGGGCAACACCCAGUGGAAGAAAGUGCUGAUCGUGCUGAACGAUGGCCUGUGGAUCACCAGAAGCUUUCCUUCACUCUCAUCCUGCCCGCAGAAGCAGUUGAAAUUCAAAGACCUAAACGUGGAUACUGGGAUGGCCCGUGGGGAACGCGGGCCCGGGCUUCGAGACGGGCAUCUGUCUUUAGAGGCAGCAUCCCCAACACGCCCUCUCCCUGUUUGCCUCCCAGGAGCCUUUCCUUCCAUCGAAGAGAUCCCUGAAAGCGUGGUGCACGACCACGAGAAGAACGGCCUCCCGCGUCUCUCUUCCUUCAGCGAUGCAGAAAUUCAGAAGCGCUUGAAGACAUACUUCAAGUUUUUUAUCGUAAGAGAUCCCUUCGAGAGACUGAUUUCUGCGUUUAAGGAUAAGUUUGUUCACAACCCCCGCUUUGAGCCUUGGUACAGGCACGAGAUUGCCCCUGGCAUCAUCAGGAAGUACAGGAGGAACCGAACGGAGACCAGGGGCAUCCAGUUUGAGGACUUCGUGCGCUACCUGGGUGAUCCGAACCAUAGGUGGCUGGACCUUCAGUUUGGGGACCACAUCAUCCACUGGGUGACAUACGUGGAACUGUGCGCACCCUGCGAGAUCAAGUACAGCGUCAUCGGUCACCACGAGACCCUGGAGGACGACGCCCCGUACAUCUUGAAAGAGGCUGGCAUAGACCACCUGGUGUCUUACCCCACCAUCCCCCCGGGCAUCACCGCGUAUAACAGAACCAAAGUCGAGCACUACUUUCUGGGCAUCAGCAAACGAGACAUCCGGCGCCUCUAUGCACGGUUUGAAGGGGACUUUAAACUCUUUGGGUAUCAGAAGCCAGAUUUUUUGCUAAACUAAUGUGUAGGACUGUGAGUUCAAGUAUCUUUGUUAGACCAGAGGCUAACCAGGUGGAGAUCUGGGCACAGAAAUGACACUUUGCUCUGUCACGCUCCCCCUGAACACUCCUCAGUUCCCGUGGACCUGGGUGUGCCUUGGCCAGUGAAGCUGGACCCUGACCGUUAUGACCUAGUUUGGACAGAAGGUGCCCGGCGGGCCCUGCCCCCCUCCCCCCCCAGCCCCAGUGCCAUCAGGCCUUUGCUCUCCUCAGAGGGGAAAGAGACUAAACAUUUGCAGUCGCACAGACGGGAGGAAAAAUCAUACAGCCUCGAGUCACCUCCCUCGGUUGUCAGACGCCUGCAGCUCCCCCAGACGGUGGGGCGGUCCUGCCUGUCCCCAGGGGAUUGUAGACAUAGCACCCAGCGCUUUCAGGAGAGAUGGAAGAGCCAGUGGUCUGCACACAUCCCAGGGGCCGAGAUAGGGUCAAAUCUGAUUAAUUACACCUCUGGGUUUCAUCUUGGCGCCACUGUAAUCACAGAGGCAGACCCUUCUUUCCAUGACUGUUUUGUUCUGAGAAGUUCAGGGAUGACUCGAGGGCACUCUCAAGUAGUCCAUCUCUUCAGAAUACCUGCCUGUAUGCUGCUGGGCCAGACUUCCAGACCUCUGCCUGCCAAGUGAUUAUCUCAUUCAGCCCAAGAGAUCCAAUUUUGGAAAGUGAGGGGAGUGUACAUUCUUCCCACCUGAGGAAGGGAACAUCUCUGGGGACCUUAAAGGGAGCCUGGGAAGAGGCAGAGCUGGCCGGGUGCUGGAGCUCAGGCUGCCCUGGACUUGGGCACGUCCGCCCUGAUGACUGUCUGCCUCUUGUCUCUGAUGGUCCCGUGUGGAUGGGCACGGGGGGGGUGCCCGUGGGCAUGGGGGGGGGGGUCUCCACCUAUCUCCCCCAAGGCCAGGCCCUCCUGGGGGCCAAAGGCAAGCACAGGCAACAGGCCACUAUUGCCCAAUCAGUGCAGCUUACACAUUUCAGUCUCCUUGCGUCUCAGCAAAAUGCGCACCACUGGACCCAUUUCUGAUGAUGCCGUCAUCCUGGACUGUAAGUUGGAUAAUCAAGUUCACCAGCAAUAAAAUCCUGGGCCGAGGCAGCCCCAGUAACGCACCUUCCAGGCGCUGAGGAGCAGCCCACGGCUACCAUUUCAGAUGCCGUCCGGCAGCGAGGCCCCUCGAGAUACGGGAGAGCUUCCCCGCGAAAAGCCCCAAGCGCUCAGGCUGCACUGCGCCCAGGAGCCCGGCUUUUCCUCGGGCAGCCUCCGCCGUCCCUCUCUCAGCGUGGCUUCCUGAGUCUGUAAAUGUGAAAGUAACAUGAAAUUAAAAAACAAAAAACAAAAACAAAAACACGUGCCAACCUGACGUGGGCCGCGGUUCCAGGGCAGGUGCUGCGUGGACGCGACGUCCCCGAGGCCUGGCGACGGUGAGGGGCACGCGGGCCUGCGUGAUGGCUGCGGGUGAGCCGGCGGUGGAGGAGCGGGGCUCACGUGCCCGCCCGCCACGCCGACCGAGGGGCAGGCUGCGUGGUGGCCCGUCACGCUCUGCUGACACGCGGAGGCUGCAGGAUCCGCCGUUCUUCCGUCACGUUUCAGCAGCGUCUUGUGGAAACCAUUCCGCACCGGAUGCAGGAGUGCCUCCGUGGGGCGGAGCGGAGCUCAUUCCCAGGGGAGACACCUGGCGGGGCAGGGGGAGGAGGAGACGGCAGCUAGAAAGGGCGACCCCGCGGGAAAUGGGCAGGUGAGCACUCAGAAGGUUCGAAAAGAAACAGAAGAAGCAACUCUGCCUCCAAGAAGCGGUCUUAAGGCAGGGAGGGCAGUUCCUGAAUUCGGAAGUUUAAUAAUAUUAGGUUGACUUAA